Messenger RNA from Aspergillus melleus, 2043 nucleotides. RefSeq names its product putative nucleoporin Nsp1 (gene NSP1). The transcript has 3 exons. Gene Ontology annotation, cellular component: nuclear pore; nuclear pore central transport channel. Gene Ontology annotation, molecular function: phospholipid binding; structural constituent of nuclear pore. Bases 1 to 2043 code for a protein of 680 amino acids. NCBI's taxonomy places the organism in Eukaryota, Fungi, Ascomycota, Eurotiomycetes, Eurotiales, Aspergillaceae. Gene Ontology annotation, biological process: protein import into nucleus; RNA export from nucleus. The record is from RefSeq and is a predicted model, not a curated record.
AUGUUUUCAUUCGACCCCCCGGCCUCUAGCGGGACUUCUGGCGGUAGUAUCUUCGGCUCCGCUGGCAAUGCGAAUACCGGAUCUAACUCGGGAGGUCUCUUUGGAAAUGUUGGAGCAACUACCGGUGGCUCGACGCCUUCUCCAUUUGGAACAACCUCUACACCCGGACAAAGCCCUUCGCUUUUUGGUAAUGCCGGCAGUAGUGGCGCGAGUAGUAGUGGUACACCAGCAUUUAGCUUCGGAACUCAGAACAAACCCGCCGCUACCACAGGCCAGACGCCCUCUUUGUUUGGCGCCGGAUCAUCACAAACACCAAAGCCUACCGAAACCCCCAGCUCCGGAGGCCUUUUUGGGAACAAUGCGCCGAAACCCACCGGCAAUCUGUUCGGCAAUAACUCAUCCACCCCUGGACAAUCUGGAGGACUCUUCGGGAAUGCAUCUACCACUCCCGCCGGGCCCCCUCCUCAAGGAAACUCAACCGGUCAAGGCCAGACGCUCUUUGGACAGGCGGCGCAGAAGCCUGGCGGUCUCUUCGGAGGUUUGAACGCCAACCCCUCAACCGCGCCUACGACAACCUCUUCCACCACCCCCACGCUGGGAGGAACCUCUCAACCAUCGUCGACUCCCAACCUAUUCGGAGCGAACGCAGCACAGAAACCCACGUUUGGUAGCACGACUCCCGCGGCGCCCGCCGGAGGUGGCCUCUUCGGAAAUAUUAACAAGGACAAACCCGCAGAAUCGACAACUCCCGCGACCUCUGCGGACAGCGCUCCAAAGACCCUUUUCGGAAACGCCGCCCCAGCACCAUCCGGUCUUUCCAUGUUCAAAGCACCCACUUCCGGAGCCGACUCUGGGGCUAAGCCUGCCUUCCCUGCGCUGGGCGCCCCGGCAUCGACUGCCCAAACGUCGGCGACACCUGCCACGUCCUCUGCGACACCACAAAAGUCCCUUUUUCCGGCCCUUGGAGGCGCCACCUCCUCAACCACUCCAUCAUCCACACCUGCUGCCGGUGGCUCCAGCUUAUUUUCAGGACUCGGAGCCCCCAAGUCAACCGAAACGAGCGCCCCAGGAACCACUGCUACCGCUGCCCCUGCCUCCCAGCCCGCAGCGACCAACACUCUAUUUGGAAAGCCUGCUGGCACCUCCGCCCCCGCUUCUCAACCCGCAGCGACCAGCAUGUUCUCGAAGCCUGCCGGAGCUACUCCGUCUACUCAGCCCUCCACUAGCGGUGCGACCACUGCGGGCGACAAGCCCUCAUUGACUGCUACUUCGGGAGCGGCCACGUCGGGGGCAACCACCUCGACCACCGCAGGUGUCAAGCAGCCCCAAUGGCUGGGCGCCUCCACUGCCGGACCGGCUCCUCCAGCCCAGUCGCGCCUGAAGAACAAGACGAUGGAUGAAAUCAUCACUCGAUGGGCCACCGACUUGACCAAGUAUCAGAAGGACUUCCGGGAGCAGGCGGAGAAGGUUGCCGAAUGGGAUCGCAUGUUGGUGGAGAACGGAAGCAAGGUCCAGAAGCUGUACGGAAGCACAGUCGAUGCCGACCGCGCGACGCAGGAGGUCGAGCGCCAGCUUGCUUCCGUUGAAGGCCAACAAGAGGAAUUGACUUCUUGGCUGGAUCGGUACGAACGUGAAGUGGAGGAGAUGAUGUCGAAACAGGUGGGACCGGGCGAGUCACUCCAAGGACCGGAUCAAGAGCGUGAGCGAACCUACCAAAUGGCCGAAAAGCUAUCAGAGCGCCUGGACGAAAUGGGCAAGGACCUUACCAGCAUGAUCGAGGAAGUCAACGGCGCUUCGUCUACCUUGAGCAAGACGAAUAAGGCGGAUGAGCCGAUCUCUCAAAUCGUACGCAUCCUGAACUCUCACCUUUCCCAGCUCCAAGUCAUCGACCAAGGUACCACCGAACUUCAAGCCAAGGUCCAGGCUGCGCAAAAGACCGGACAGACGCUGUCGUCCCGCUUCGGAUACGGAUUCAGCAGCUCCGGCAUUGGAGGCACAAACGCUGCGGACGAUUUCUACCGCUCUUACAUGGGACGGCGGUAA